Molecule: messenger RNA, 1278 nt
Organism: Zeugodacus cucurbitae (melon fly)
Lineage: Eukaryota; Metazoa; Arthropoda; Insecta; Diptera; Tephritidae
Product: UDP-glucose 4-epimerase
Exons: 3
Coding region: 1-1056 (351 amino acids)
Biological process (GO): beta-D-galactose catabolic process via UDP-galactose, Leloir pathway
Cellular component (GO): cytosol
Molecular function (GO): UDP-glucose 4-epimerase activity
Source: RefSeq, a predicted model, not a curated record
AUGUCUCCUCCAAAUGUAUUAGUAACCGGAGGAGCGGGAUAUAUAGGCUCCCAUACAGUCUUGGAAAUGAUGAAUGCAGGUUACAACGUGGUUUGCAUAGAUAACUUGAGUAAUGCGUACAGUUCAGGAUCGUCUAAGUUACCUGAAUCAUUGAAUAGAGUUCAAAAGCUAACUGGGAAAACAUUAAUUUACUAUUGCAUUGAUAUUACUGAUCGAGAUCAAGUGCGUUCUGUUUUUCAAGAGCAUAAAAUUGAUAUGGUGGCUCAUUUUGCUGCUCUUAAAGCAGUUGGAGAAUCCUGUCGUAUACCUCUUCAAUACUAUCAUAACAAUUUGACGGGCACCAAUGUUCUCUUGGAAGCCAUGGCGGAUAACAAUGUGUUUAAAUUUGUGUAUAGCUCCAGUGCCACCGUUUAUGGUGAACCCAAAUUCUUGCCUGUACCUGAAGAUCAUCCAACCGGUAAUUGUACAAGUCCCUAUGGAAAAACAAAGUACUUUACGGAAGAAAUAUUAAAGGAUCUAUGUAAAUCAGAUAAGCGCUGGGCAGUUGUGUCGUUGCGAUACUUUAAUCCAGUUGGUGCUCAUCCAAGUGGAUGCAUUGGCGAAGAUCCCAACGGAGAACCUAAUAACUUAAUGCCAUUUAUUGCUCAAGUGGCCGUCGGUCGUCGGGAUGUUUUGAAAAUUUAUGGUUCUGAUUUUCCAACCAAAGAUGGAACAGGCGUUCGCGAUUAUAUACAUAUUGUAGAUCUCGCAGAAGGGCACCUAAAAGCUUUGGAAAAAUUAAGAAAUGUAGCGGAAACAGGAUUUUUUGCUUAUAAUCUUGGAACUGGCGUUGGGUAUUCUGUUCUAGAAAUGGUGCAUGCCUUUGAAAAGGCUAGUAAUCGAAAAAUUAAUUAUGACAUAACUGAUCGACGAUCUGGAGAUGUAGCAACUUGUUUUGCUAAUGCUACGCUAGCUGAAGUUUCUCUCGGAUGGAAAGCUAAACGCGGCAUUGUAGAAAUGUGUGAAGAUACUUGGCGUUGGCAGAGCAAUAACCCUAAUGGAUAUGCUUCUAAAUAAUUUAAAUUGUAUUUGGAAACAAAUAACAUCCGUUUUUAAUAACAGUGUGCGGUAAUACAAUAUUUAGUAAUAGCAAUAUUUAGUAUUUACAACUUAUCCUUCGACAAUGUCGUAAAAAUAUUGUAAAAGUGUAAAAGUAAAGUGAUUUUUCGAUGCAAAAAACCUAAACUAUUUGUAUAGAAUAAAAAUUCAACAAGCCAAAUUAUCCACCAUUUAAACAUA